This is a messenger RNA of Trichosporon asahii var. asahii CBS 2479, 1167 nucleotides long. RefSeq lists its product as uncharacterized. Gene Ontology annotation, biological process: carbohydrate metabolic process. Gene Ontology annotation, molecular function: zinc ion binding; aldehyde-lyase activity. Bases 1 to 1167 code for a protein of 388 amino acids. The record is from RefSeq and is a predicted model, not a curated record. NCBI's taxonomy places the organism in Eukaryota, Fungi, Basidiomycota, Tremellomycetes, Trichosporonales, Trichosporonaceae. The transcript is spliced from 4 exons.
AUGUCCGGCCUAACCUCCAACCGCACCCUGCAAAUUCUGAAGAAGGCGCAAGAAGGCGGAUACGCCGUCAACGCGCAAGUCGUGUACGACGCAGGCCAGGCAAGGGCCUACGUCGAUGCGUGUGAGCGUAAGCGAUCCCCUGGGAUUCUGAUGCUCUUCCCGAUCAGCGUGCAGCAGCAGGGCGGUGCGUUCCUCCGUUAUUGUCUCGACAUUGCGCACAACGCCUCGGUCCCCAUCUCCGUGCACCUGGACCACGCCACCUCCGCCGAGCAACUGGAACUCGUGCUCGGCCUCGCAGACAAGGGCACAAAGUUUGACAGCAUCAUGGUCGACGCAAGCCACGCGGACACGGACGAGGAGAACAUUGCCAUCGCGCGGCCGUGGAUUGAGCGCUGUAACCGGCUCGGCAUCGCGACCGAGGUUGAGCUGGGACGGCUCGAGGGUGGCGAAGCGGGCUUGAGGGAGAUUACGGGCGCUAUGCUGACUGAUCCGGCAAAGGCGGAGGAGUUUGUUAAGAAUGACUAUCGGGAGGGCAUCCUUGAUGCACUCGUGUCCGAGGACGCCGUCAAGGGCGACGUACUUCUGAGCGACUCGGAGUACAGGUCACCAAGAACUUCUCUCUCCGAUUCUCCGCUCCGAGAUUGUGUCUCCGAGAGUCAUGCCUCCGAGAAUCAUGUUUCCGAGAAUCGCUACCUCCGAAACUCUCAUACGGACUCCAAGAAUGCCUUUCCCGAGAAUGCCUCUCCCGAAACUCCCAUCGCCGAGAAUACCAGCGCCGAGAACGGCCUGACCAGCAGGACCGGCGCGGACAUUCUCGCCCCCUCGAUCGGCAACCUGCACGGCAGCUACAAGUUCCUGCCCGGCGGCCCGCAGUUUGACUGGUCGAUCCUCGAGGACCUGCACGCGCGUUUCGGCUCCUCGCCCACCGGCCCCUACCUCUGCAUGCACGGGACGGACGAGCUCAGCGACGAGUUCUUCCGCCGCAUCGUCAAGUGCGGCGUGAGCAAGAUCAACGUCAACUCGUGGCUGCGCGAGCCGUACGUCUCCACGCUGAGCAAGGCCCUCCAGACCAAGACUAUGCCCGAGGCCAUUGACGAUGCGCACGAGGCCAUGGUCAAGGAGGCGGAGCGCUUCUGCGACCUGCUCGGCAGCACGGGUAAGGCGUAG